UAUGCACGCAUCGUUCCCUUCUUUUUUUUUUUUUUUCCUCCCCUUUCUAUUGCAUAUUUCAGCCCUGCUUGGCUGCCUAAAUUUUAGGCGUCGCGCAGGGUUUGUGGUAUCUUCUUUUUUUCUUUCUUUCUCCCUACAGAUUUUUCUUCGCACUUGAUGGAUUCGGGAAGACUUCCCACCUACAGGUCCUCGUACUUGUUUAGGUUCCAUCCGUAUGCAAGGGUCAAGCCUUCUGCCCGCGAAAGAGUGACGGCCGUGUUGUACACCUCUGACGACGACAAUCUUUUAUCCGACGAACAAGGCUUUGUCCUGUCGUAUCAAACUGCCAUCCCAGACACUCCCUCUAGCAUCAUUGCUCGGAACCUGGACGAUGCUGUCAACGUCAUGCACUCCGUCGAUGAUCCCCGGCGGAAGCCGAGCAUGUCCACCAUAGUGGUUGACCUGGCGUUGUUGAUGUGUCGCAAGCCACCCUCUACCGCUUGAUCGUGAGUUUGAAGGGCCAGUAAUCCCAGCUGUAAUAGGGAAGAUGAAACAACUUCUAUCUCAUUUCGUACAUCCUUGUGACGUUCAUCCCAUACCUACGUUUCCCUUGU
This is a messenger RNA of Pisolithus orientalis, 593 nucleotides long. RefSeq lists its product as uncharacterized. The record is from RefSeq and is a predicted model, not a curated record. Bases 157 to 483 code for a protein of 108 amino acids. The transcript has 4 exons. NCBI's taxonomy places the organism in Eukaryota, Fungi, Basidiomycota, Agaricomycetes, Boletales, Pisolithaceae.